AUAUCAAUGUUCGCGUAGAAAAAACUGGUAAAAAAAAAAGAUUGAAAUAUCACAACGAUGGCGUUGGCGUUAAAAAUGGAAAAUAGUUAAUUGGUUGAUUGACCAAGUCAUACCCCAAAUUUAGGGGCUCCAAAGAGGUCCGAAAAUUCAUCUACUCUCCUUCGAUCAUCCCAUUCUAAAAUCUGAAAUCUAAUAAUUAUCCAGAAAGGAAUGCUAUAUUCCAAAACAGUAAUAACACACAAUAAUCUCCGUCGCUGACCUCUCGUGUUUUUUUCCAAAACAUUGACCUCCUAAACCUAAACAAACAAAAUCCCUUGAUCUCCUCCCUUUGCAUAUGAUUUUUUUCCUCUUCUGCUCCGUCCUCUCUCGGCCUUCUCCACUAACCAUCUGACCUCGUCUCCCUAUUAAUUCCUUCCCAUCAAUUUUUCCAUCUCUGCAUCAAACUCAUCAGGAAGGAAUUAAUAGAGACAGGUCUAAUUCAUUACCCAUAUAUUAAAUGAGCAUGACUGGUUAAGAAAUAAUGCAGCAUCCUCUAUCUCGUUAAUUAGAUGCAACUACUAGUUAGGUUUUCAUAACACGCACAUUUUCAAUGGCAGCAGAAUAUUCUGAAAAUGAGACAUUGCCUAAGUCUCCAUGGUCCUCUCAUCUGACAGGCGCCGGCGCUUCUGCUGCGGCCUCCUCGUCCGGUACCGAAGAUGAAUCCGUCUCUACGGUUCUCCUGGGCUCGCUCAUCCGAGAAGAAGGCCAUAUAUACUCCCUGGCGGCAUGCGACGGCUUGUUGUACACAGGGUCCGAUAGCAAGAACAUUCGGGUAUGGAAGAACCAGAAGGAGCACGCCGUGUUUAAAUCCAACAGUGGCUUAGUCAAAGCGAUUAUUAUUGCUGGCCGAGAAAUUCUCACGGGUCAUCAAGAUGGACGCAUCCGCGUCUGGAAAGUAUCCGGCAAGAAUAACACCGUCUACAAGCGGGUCGCCACCCUGCCGACUCUCAAAAAUUACAUAAAAUGUUCCAUGAAGCCCAGGAAUUACGUGGAAGGAAAACGCAACCGUAGCGUUCUCUGGAUUAAACACCAUGAUGCCAUAUCUUGCCUCGGCAUAACCAAAGACGCCUCACUUAUUUACUCCGCUUCAUGGGACAAAACCUUCAAAGUCUGGAAAGCGUCCAAUUUUAAAUGCUUAGAAUCCGUUACUGCUCACGACGACGCCGUCAACGCUCUGGUGGUCGGAGCAGACGGGUUGGUGUUCACGGGUUCGGCUGACGGCACUGUUAAGGUCUGGCGCAGGGAGGUUCAAGGAAAAGGAACGAAGCAUUUCUUUUCGCAGACAUUGUUAAAGCAAGAGUGCGCUGUGACGGCACUGGCAAUAAGCCCGGACUCUAGCUAUCUAUAUUGCGGAUCUUCCGACGGCGUUGUUAACUACUGGGAGCAGGGGAAACCGGAGUCGCACGGCGGCGUUUUGAGAGGGCAUAAGCUGGCGGUGCUAUGCUUGGCGACGGUGGGGAAGCUGUUGAUUAGUGGAUCGGCGGAUAUGACGAUAUGCGUGUGGAAAAGACUAGAGAACGGGGCACACAGAUGCGCGUCGAUACUGACGAGUCACACGGGACCGGUGAAGUGCCUAUCGUUGGAGAAUGAUCCAGAAGCACGUAACGGAGAGCCACAAUGGAUAAUAUACAGUGGGAGUUUGGACAAGUCGGUAAAGAAGUGGAAGGUGUCGGAGACACCGCCGGCCACCUACCACAACCACCAACAGCAGCGCCAGAGUGUUGAUGCUUAUCCCAGAGGGUUGUCCAUGCGAAAGAUGGGGUCAAGAAGAUAUUGAUCAGCAAGUGCCAUAAAAUCCACACAGGCUUUGAGGAUCGAGACUCAGUGAGUGGCUAAACGUGGCAAAAUCACGUCCGUGUAAUCCAAUCAAUGGUGCU
Messenger RNA from Neltuma alba, 1916 nucleotides. Its product is annotated as protein JINGUBANG-like. Gene Ontology annotation, molecular function: protein binding. Bases 590 to 1816 code for a protein of 408 amino acids. The record is from RefSeq and is a predicted model, not a curated record. The transcript has a single exon. NCBI's taxonomy places the organism in Eukaryota, Viridiplantae, Streptophyta, Magnoliopsida, Fabales, Fabaceae.